AUGAAUAUAGAUAGAUUAUUUAAAUCAGCGGUUAUUGGUAAUUCAUACACUCGUAGUGUGAUCAUCAAAAAUGUAAAACAAAUCAAUCGAUUAUUAUCAUCAUAUGAUCAUCAAAGACAUCGUCAAAGCGGAUACUACAACUGGGAUCAAUUAAGCAACGAUGCUAUUCAACUUGCAAGAUAUGGAUACUUUGACCAACUACAAUCAACUCUACUACAACAAGAACAAAAGUAUGCAAAGUAUAAAUGGUUCAGUUUUGAUGAUCAUAACAACAAUGGUGAUCAAAAACAACGACAACAAGUAGACAAAGAGAAACUACGACGUAGAUGGAUACCAAAUUUAAAAGAUAUUAUUGAAUCUAUAUUAAAUAAUCAUAGUUAUGAAUUGAACAACCAGUAUCAAGGUGUCGAUACUAUGAUAUGCAACAAGAGAAAUCAAUUCAUUCAAGAUUUUAUGUACAAUAGAUAUGGAGUGGGCAAUUUGGAAGAGUUUAUAAAGAUUGUAACUAAUUCAUCUUUUAUAGUUGGUGAUUUUAAUCUAAUCAAAUGGAUUGAAUCAAUUCACAAUGACAAUAUACUCAAUGUGAUGCUAAAAUACAAGAUGGAUGUAUUAAAAGUAUAUCAAACUAAAAAUCAAGAUCUAUUGUAUUAUUGUUUCAACCUAUUUCAAUCUUCAAAACAAUCUAUAUCUAAUUUAACAGUUAGAGACUCUUUCAAUGUUAGAUUAAUCAAUUACAUCAAAGAUAAAGAAAGUACAACACUCAUCAAUAACCUCUUUGACAAUGAUAGAAAGGUUCAUUUUCUAACAGAAUCUAUGAAGAUAGCAAUUGUCAAGAAAUGUAUUAAAACCAAUCAUCCUCGAGUGAUAGAGAUCAUCGAGUACUGUCAAUCUCUUCAUUUCAUCCUUCUCCAAAAGGAACGAUUGAUGGAUGAUGUGUGUUUGUCACCUGGUGCACUACCAAUCAUUCAUCACAUGGUCAAUCAUUUCCCAAACUCUAUAUAUCAUUUUACUACAUUUUCAAUGCAAAAUGCUAUAUCAAGAGGUGAUUCAAAACUUGUCAGAUAUCUAUUGGAUAAUACAUCAUUCACAAUCGAUAUGGAUUUGGCAGCAAAGUCAGGUAGCAUUGAAAUCCUAGAAAUGGGUCAACAUCUUGGUAAGAAAUGUACAAAUAUGUCAUUGCAUUGUAUUAUGUCUGGACAAUUGGAAACAUUUAAAUGGGUGAUUGAAAGAUACCCAUUAUUAUUACAAGAGACGAUUAAUAUUGGCAAGAACAACAUUGAUUGGUUUAUAUCAAACAGAAAGUGUACUCCAGAGAUGCUUGCAUUUUUUGUGUCAGCUUGCAAAAACAAUACUGAUCCUAGUUUGAAGGAAAAUACCAACUUUGAUCUUGCAAUGGAAACAGCAAUUGAAGUAGAACGGUUGGAUAUGGUUGUAAUGAUAGAUAGAUUAGCCAAUCAAUAUGGAUACACUUUUAAACCAACCUUUUUAAAAUACAUUAUCAGACCACAACAAGAACCAACACCUUUUAAAUCAGAUAUAGUCAUGUAUCUCUAUCAUCACGGAGGACACACUAAAUAUUUUGGUGAUAAUAUUGAAGUGUAUACAGAUGCAUUUAGAUAUUUCUUGUUUAAUGGGUACUUUGAACCUGCUCAAAUGGUAUACAGUAUCUUACAGGGAAUGAUUGGAGGUAGUAGUGAUCCCAACAAGGUUAGAGAUAUGUUAUUUCAACAUAUAAAUAUAGAUUCUGCCAUGUUACACAUUUCAACAUGUAAAUUCCUUCUCCAACACUAUUCAAUCAAAGAGUUGGUGGCAUUGGAUUAUAAAAGAAUUGGAUCCCAAUUGAACAAAGUUAUCGAUGAAUAUGAUGAUCUGGAAUUAGUUCAAUUCCUCCAUGACACAUUCAAAGAUCACUAUGAGUUCAAGUUGGUUGUCAACGCUGAAAAUGAUGUGCUAUUCAGUAUUUGCAGCCCAAGAGUAUUCAAAUAUUUGGUUGAAAAGCAAUUAAUCAACGCUGACACUUUUAGAGGGCACCCCAGUGAUGCAUAUAUCUCACUUUAUAAUGCAGGUAUAGAGGCUAUUGUAUGGUUACACGAGAAUGGUAUAGUUGAUUGUGAUCGUCAAUCAUAUCUAUCAAUAUUCAGACAAAAAAAAUUAAACAAAGAUAUCAUAAAAUUCAUUCAACUUAAUUUAUUUAUUAUUAAUUUAUAUACUCGUCAUUUAAUCAUUAAACAAGUGAAACUAAUCAAUCGAUUACUAUCGGCACCUUAUGAUCGCCAAAUAUAUGAUCAAGAACCAAUAGGAUACUUCAACUGGUAUCAAUUGAUUGAAGAUCCUAUUCAACUUGCAAGAUAUGGAUACUUUAAUCGACUACAAUCAACAAUAAUAGGAUUGGAAAAAAAGAUUUCAAAGUAUAAAUGGUUUUCAUGGGGUCAAAAGUGGAUGGAUAAUCAACUAUUUAAAUCAGUACUUAUUGUUAAUUCAUACACACGUAGUUUGAUUUUCAAACAUGUUAAACAAAUCAAUCGAUUAGUAUCAGCACCUUAUGAUCGUCAAAGCUAUGAUCAAGAACCAAUCGUAUACUACAACUGGUAUCAAUUGAUUGAAGAUCCUAUUCAACUUGCAAGACAUGGAUACUUUGAUCAACUACAAUCAGAACUACUAUCAUUUGAACAAAAGGUUGCAGAGUAUAUGUUGUUUAAUGAUGAUCAUCGACAACUAGCUAAAUGGAUCCCAAGUUUAAAAGAGAUCAUGGAAGCUUUAACAAGAUAUCCUCUGAUUAUAAAGAGUCAUUCUGAUAUCUUGAAUAAACAAGAUGAUCAGAGUAUUACGAUCGAAAAGAGAAACCAAUUCAUUCAAGAUUUCACAUACAAGAUAUAUGGUUUGGAUAACUUGGAAGACUUUACAAAAGAACUAGCAACUUGUUCUCUCAAAGCUGGUGAUUUCGAGUUAAUCAAAUGGAUCGAAUCAAUUCACAAUGACAAUAUACUCGAAGUGAUGGAUAAACAUUCUAUUAGUCAUUAUUAUAUAUUUCAAUGUAAUCAAGAUAUUGUAUAUCAUGGUUUUAAAAUCUUUCAAUCCUCAAACUUUUCUUCAUUAUGUAAUACUAUCGAUGACUAUGAAAAUGGAUUACAACAGUUUUUAAACUCAAAAGAAUGUACAACAUUGAUCACCAACUUUUUUGACAAUCAUAUGUCUACACUAUCACAAUUCACUCAAGAAAACAUUCUAAGGGCAUCGAUCAAACAUGAUCAUCCUCUAGUCAUGGAAAUCAUUCAAUACUUUGGAGAGAAUGAAUCGCUUCAAGACAUCCUCACUUCAAUUGAAACAUUGAAUUCUGUUUGUUUAUCACCUGGUGCAUUCCCAAUCAUUCUUUGUAUUGCAGAGUAUUUUCCAAAUCUUGAAGAUUGGUUCAUCGCUUCAUCAAUGAGAAAUGUUAUCAAAAGAGGUGACACGAAUGCAAAGCUUGUAAAGUACCUAUUAAAACAUACAUCAUUGACUAUUGAUAUGGAUUUGGCAGCAAAGGCAGGAAGCAUUGAAAUACUUAAAAUGGGUCAUAGUGAUGAAUUAACAGUCACUGCUUUGGAAUGUAUAUUUUCUGGACACUUGGAGACAUUUAAAUGGGUUAUUUCAAAACACCCAUCACUAUUAAAAGAGGUAGAGAUUGACUUGUUUCUACUUAAAGCAGUUACAAUCACUCCACCAUGUCCAUCAGAGAUGUUUGAAUUCAUAGUGUCAAGUUAUAUAGGUGCACACCCAUCAUCUGAAACAAGUAAUAUUCUAUCAGAAUACAACAUUUACUUGUUUAUGAUGAUGAAACUUGCUAUUAAACAAGAUAGAUUGGAUCUUGUUAAAACCAUCGAUCAAAUGGCCGAUCGAUAUGGUGAGACUUUUGUACCAAACUUUUUAACUAUUUUCCAGGAGAAAAGGUCAUUACUCAUACUCGACCCCGGCAUCGAAAUAUUCAAGUAUCUUCAUCACCAAGGACACACCAAAUAUUUUGGUGAUAGUAUUCCAGAGCAUACCAAGACACUUGGUAACUUUUUAUCAAUGGGUUGGCAUGAACCUGCUCAAAUACUAUUUGGAGUGUUACAGAAAUUGGGUGGCAAUAGUACUAAAAUAGACAGAGACUUGUAUCUCCACAAGAAUGUUUUAUCUAUUGCAAUUCAAAAUGGUAGUAUCCCAACCAUCAAGUUUGUCCUAUCCCAAUAUUCAAUCGAUGAACUUCCAUCCCUUAUAGUGGAUAAUCAUCUUAUCCUAAAUCAAGGAAGCGAUUUAGAGUUGUUACAAUUCCUCUAUGACACUUUCAAAGAUCACUGUAAAAUAUCAUUCAACACUCAAACAGUCCCUAUACGCAGUCCAAGAGUAUUCAAAUAUUUGGUUGAAAAGAAUUUAAUCAGCGCCGACAUGUACAAAGACAACCCCAAAGCUCAUCAACUAUUACAGGAGCUAACAAUAUCAAAGCUAUUUCCAAACUUUGUGAAAAACAUAAUACAAACAAAGAGAAUGGAUAAUCAGUUAUUUCAAUCAGUGUUUAUUGCAAACAAAUAUGUGCGUCAAUCGAUCAUCAAACAUGUAAAACAAAUCAAUCGAUUGGUAUCAUUACCUUAUGAUCGUCAAAGCUAUGAUCAAGAAUCAAUAGAAUACUACAAUUGGAAUCAACUAUCAGAGAAUACUAUUCAACUUGCAAGAUAUGGAUACUUUGAUCAACUACAAUCAACUAUACUCAAACAAGAACAAAAGUUUGCAAAGUAUAAAUGGUUUGAUGACAAUGAAGAUGAAGAUGAUGGUGAUGAUCAAAAACAAGAGAAACAACAACAACAACAACAACAACGUAAAUGGAUACCAAAUUUAAAAGAGAUUAUUGAAGCAGCAAUUAGAUAUCCUAUCAAUGUAGAGAAAUUUAUUGAUGUCUUUAACAAACAACAACAAAAUCAACAAGACAUUAUCAAUCAGAGAAAUCAAUUCAUUCAAGAGUUUAUUUAUAAGAGAUAUAGUUUGGAUAAUGAUUUGGAAGAGUUUAUAAAGUCUUUGAUUCAAUACUCUAUAGAUGCUGGUGAUUUAGAGAUGAUCAAAUGGAUAGAAUCAAUUCACAAUGACAAUUGUGAUAAUAUCCUUUUUGUAUUUGACAAGUACAAUAUCAAUCAUCGUAUCAUCUUUCAGUAUGGCAAUCAAGAUAUGGUGUAUAAUUACUUUAAAUUAUUUAAAUCACCAAACUACUCUUUAAUCUGUAAAUCAAAGCAUUCAUUUGACAAAGGAUUAGUUUGGUAUUUAAAAUCAUCUGGUGCUGAAUACACAGAAUUAAUCAGCAAUCUUUUUGAUAAUGGUCAUAUGUCUGAUCUAUUACCAGACACUCAAUACGCCAUUUUAAAGAAAUCAGUCAAGAAAAGUCAUCCUCGUGUUAUGGAGAUGAUCGAUUACUUUGGUAGGAAUGAAGAAGAAUCACUUAGACAAAUGUUAAUCGGUGAUCAAUUAAUGAAUGAUUUGUGUUGGUCUAGUCUUGCAUUACCUAUCAUUCUUAAAAUCACCGAAUAUAUUCCAGACGUGAAAAAGAGUUUAUAUUAUGAUCUAAUGAAUCGAUCUACACUAAGAGGUGAUGCAAAAUUGGUUAGGUAUUUAUUGGAUAAUAAAGCAUCACCAUUUCAAAUCAAUAUGGAUUUGGCAGCCAAUGCAGGUAGCAUUGAAAUAUUGGAAAUGGGUCUAGAAACUGGUCGUACAUGUACAGAGGAUGCAUUACAAUGUGUAUUUCAUGGACAGUUGGAAGCAUACAAAUGGCUGGUUGCAAAAUUCCCAUUAUUAUUAAAAGAUAUAAACAUUUCAUCGUUUAUAUCCAAAGCUAUUAUUAUUGGGUAUCUGCCAAAUUGUACUCUUGAAUCAUUAAGAUUCAUCUUGUCAAGUUAUUUGGAAGUCAAUUCAGACUCUCAAGUCACACGAUUCACUUGGACUGCGACCAUCAACUUUAACAAUAUAUUGGAACAAGCAAUCAAACAAGAUAGAUUAGAACAUGUUAAAAUGAUCAAAGAACUGGCUGAUGAAUAUGACUAUACUUUUAAACCAACCUUUUUACAAUAUUUCAAGAAUUUAGUUACACCUACAAUUAUACUCGAUCCAAAAAUAGAAAUAUUCAAGUAUCUACACAAUCAAGGUCACUCUAAAUAUUUUGGUCAAGAUCUAAUAGAGCAUAAUGAAUUAUUAGAUAAAUUCAUAAAGUAUGGAUGGCUUGAACCUACUAAACUUUUGAUCAGUGUAUUAAAAGAAUUAGGUGGAUGUGCAAGUGAUACAAUAGCAACAGGAUCAUACCUACCAAAAGAUUCUCUAUCUUUGGCUAUUAAAAGUCACAAUAUUGAAACUAUCAAAUAUGUUUUAGAACAUGGUCACUUACAACUCAACGAACAUCAAAAAAGAGAAAACUAUGUUCUUGAUUAUUCAUUCAUCAAUGAUUCAGAACUACUAGAAUUCUUUUAUGAAACAUUCAAAGAUCACUAUCACAUUACAGUUUGCAACAGUACAAAGAUCUUCAGUCCAAGAGUAUUCAAAUAUUUGGUUGAAAAGAAUUUAAUCAACGGUGAUACUUAUAGAGGAAGUAUCGAUGCUUGUGACCUACUCAUGCAUGCCGGCUAUGAUGCUAUUGCUUGGUUACACGAUCACGGUAAUGUCACUGGUUAUGACACAGAAUUUGAACACCAUGGAAUUGGUAGAUUCAUUAAUCUCAAUUUUAAAUACUUAACAAAUUAA
Cavenderia fasciculata is the source of this 6732-nucleotide messenger RNA. RefSeq lists its product as uncharacterized. NCBI's taxonomy places the organism in Eukaryota, Evosea, Eumycetozoa, Acytosteliales, Cavenderiaceae. The coding region runs from base 1 to 6732 and encodes 2243 amino acids. The transcript has 4 exons. The record is from RefSeq and is a predicted model, not a curated record.